This is a messenger RNA of Oppiella nova, 450 nucleotides long. Lineage: Eukaryota; Metazoa; Arthropoda; Arachnida; Sarcoptiformes; Oppiidae. The record is from the annotation of a GenBank genome assembly.
AUGAAAUUCAUAGUCAAAGAGAAUAACUACUCGUGUAUUGUAAUGAGCAAAGAGUUUGAGACACUUUCGCAGCCAUUGAUGGUUGAGAUCAUCAGAAGGAAACAGACGCCAACCGUCCGCACGUUUGGCAGUAAUUUGGAUACAAAGCAGUCGAUGAAUACAAACACCGCUAACAUUAUCCGCGAUAAGACUAACUCGAAGAACAGUUCCAACACUUUUGGCACCACUUUAGAGCAGGAUAUGGAGCUAUUCCUCACCACUUCUGGCAAAGAGUUUUGCGACAUAACACUGAUUGUCGGAUCGCACCCAUUGAUGGCCCACAAGAGCGUACUGGCCGCCCGUUCCCAAUACUUCGAGGGUAUGUUCCGAUCGCUGCCCCCGCAGAACAACACAGUGACCAUCACUAUCGGAGAAAUGGUUCCAUCGGUUCAGUCGUUUGAGACACUAUUG